UUCAUGCUAUUCUUGACCGAGAAGCUUGUUGAAUGUGGUAUUUUGUCUUUGACUAGCAUAACUCGUAUAAUGUUCAAGUGAUAAAGCCACAAGCAGCAGAGAGCAGCUUCGUAUGGACAUUGGACGUGAGGUUUACGGACGUCUCCGCGAGUUGCGUGUGCUAUCUAGGCGUGUUCCACGAGUUCCCACAUAUUAUAAGGGGUGUUUGUUGGAUCAGAAAGCCAAAUCUUUCAUUGAACGUCAUCCUACGAAUUUGGAUGUAGUUUUCCCUUUUGGUUGACAUUUGUACAUAUGUAAUGGUUUACUUCUAUUCAUGAAAAACGCGUGAGUGUACUUGAAAAGCUAAAAUGGGAAAAGUAGUGUUACAAGCAUUUCAUCUGGCCCAAAACAGCAUUCAAAACUUUAAUGCCUAUUCUUUAUCUCUGUUUCUAUGGUUUUGACAGUCUGGUGUGGAGUUUGGGAGAAGAAAGCUAGAAGUAUGGCUUGCUCAGAUGACACCAAGGCUCAGUUAGCAGAAAUAGAACUAUUGUUAAGUAUGUUUCCAAGUGAAGAAGAGUUGCAAGUGGACCAACUUUCUCACGCAGAGCUCGGAGCGUUCGUUGAGGGUUCAGCUGACACUCCUCCAAGCACUAGACCCCAAUUUUCUGUUAUGUUAAAGGUGGAAAACCCUGAAGUGAACAUUACAUUGUCGUGCACUUACCCAAUUGAUUACCCACGAGUGUUGCCAGAAAUUACUGUCAGAUGCCCUGAGCUCAGUAGAGCGCAGCAAACACAGCUUCACUCUGAUCUCAGCGCUUACCUGUCUGAAAACUGCUGUGGUGACGUUUGUGUUCUGUCUGCUGUACAGUGGAUAAAAGACAAUGCACAAAAAUAUGUCACUAGAAGUAUCCCUCUCAGUGAGUCCAAGAAAGAAAGUGUCUUGACACAGUCAAAAGAGUCCUUUACCAGACUCUGGAUCUACAGUCAUCACAUUUACAACAAGAUCAAGAGGAAGAACAUUUUGGAAUGGUCAAAGGAGCUAAACCUCUCUGGGUUCAGUAUGCCUGGAAAGCCUGGUAUUGUGUGUGUGGAAGGGCUACAGUCUGCCUGUGAAGAGUUUUGGGCCAGGGUGAAAGUGUUAACAUGGAAAAGAAUUAUGAUUCGUCACAGAGAAGAUUUCCCUCUGGAUAACACCUGGACAGAGGACAGAAUUGACUCCUUCCGCAAGUUUACUAGCUUUAAUGAAGCGAUUUUUGACCCUCAUGGAAACAGAGGAAAUCACAUGGACCUUGGACAGCUUUUUCAGUUUCUUAAUGACAAGGGAUGUGCUGAUAUCUUUCAAAUGUACUUUGGGAUUGAAGGAAGAUAACAGUUUAUGUAUGUGCGUGGACAUUGUUAAAGGACGUGCAGUAAGUUAAAAGGUUUCUCAUCACUUUCUAGAAUAUGGGGAACAUUAUUUUAGCCUUAAUUUUUAGGCUCCACAAAUAUGGGUUAAUUACCUUUAUAAAAAUGUUUAGCCUAUAAAUUACACAAAUUAUAAUUAGAGAAAUAAUUGUGCAGUAUAAUCAAGAAUCAUUAAUCAUGCUAAUACAAUCCGCUUUAGUCAACAAACUAUGAGCCUGACUUGCAUACAUGUUCUAACUUCAAGACUACAUUUCUCACAUAGUGCCAUAGUAACUAUUUUAAUGCUUCUUAAAAAUAAGGACUCAUUAAAUGAAUGCUGACAUCUAACAACACUAUGCAAAUAAUCCCGGCUAUAUAUUGUAUAUCAGCAUGCUGUUGCAAGUGUAAAAAUACUUGUAUACGAGAGCCAACAAAACAAGUAACUUACUUUUCAAACCAAAAGUUGUUUGCUUGUUGCUUCCGUUAUUGGCUGUUGAUUGUUUUUCUCCAGAAAGGGGAACAAAAUGUUAUGCCGCAAUCUGACAUCCAUGCCAACAAUGUUAUUACAUUCAUUUAUGAUUUUUUUGGGUGGGGUUCAGGAGAACUUAAGCACUACAAUUAUUUUUUUAAAUUAGAGACAAGUACACUCUGUGUGUUGUUCUAUCGUUCUAUAUUUACCUGGAAAUAGGCAAUUAAGGUUAAAAUGUUGCUUUUUUAGCCAAAGAACACGUUAAAUAAAUGUGUCUUAUUGUCUGUGCCAUUUGUGAAGCAUAAUAUUUUGAUACUGUAAGAAACGUGGUAAUUAAUGUAAUUUAAUGUUUCUUAACAUUUUUUAGAAUUCCAAUUGGCUUUGGGUGAAAUGUUCUUGCUUUUGUAAACUUUCCUUUAAAAGAAUAAUAGUCAUAAUUUUAUUUGGGAGAAAAACGUUUUUUUUUUGGCUGUGUUGUUGAUCAGACAAACUUUUUUUUAAAGAAACAGAGAUGGGUUUUUUUACUAGAGAGGACAUGAUACAAAUUAAAUGAUGAGCUUCAGGUGCUGGGGCUCAGCUUGGCAGGGCUCUCUCCUCAGCUUACGUCUUUCCCUAAACAUGGACUUUCUGGAAACUUCCCAGCCCUGCUUGAACUUAAGCCACUUUGCCCAUCAAGAUGUCACAUACAUUUUACUACAUAAAAAUACAUCAAAUUAAAAUCGGGUCAAGA
This is a messenger RNA of Triplophysa rosa, 2561 nucleotides long. RefSeq names its product RWD domain containing 2B (gene rwdd2b). Bases 431 to 1348 code for a protein of 305 amino acids. The record is from RefSeq and is a predicted model, not a curated record. The transcript has 4 exons. Lineage: Eukaryota; Metazoa; Chordata; Actinopteri; Cypriniformes; Nemacheilidae. Gene Ontology annotation, molecular function: protein binding.